AUGCCGGCGCGGACUCUUCUGGAGCGAGAUUUGAUCCAAGCUGCAUCUGACGACCGGGAAGUCGCCCGUCUGCCUCUUGGAAAGGUUGCCGUACGCAUCAUGCAUUACAUCGCAAGCUUACGGUCGAGUGUGCUGCAGCACCGCGCCCACACAUCCUCGGCCGCACAGGCUGAUCCAGAGUGCCGUCGAGCCUCGUUGUUGAGCCGCGGCACGGUUGGGCGAGGAGGUCUUGAGACUGCAUCUGGCAUUGAAUACAUGCACGGAUCACUCUCCAACUUGGGCUUCCAAGCGAGCGACGUCUCGCUGGUCUGCCCUUCGAACUAUGCUCUCCUGAAUGAUUUCCAUGAGGGCAAGGUCUAUCAGCAGUGUUGCCCCAUCGCCAGCCUAGCCUGUGCUGGCUGCGAGCGCUACGACCCUGCAACAGACUCAUGCCUUCAGUGUGCCGCCGGCUUCCGGCCUUUUGCCCCGACGUCAAGCGGCCCCGGUCCUGCAUCUCAACAGAUCUGCCAGCUUUGUGCCGAUGUCCCGUGGGCCGAUGCUCACGGCUCCAGCUGUGCGGAGUUUGAGAGGUCGGGAAUCUGCCAGCUGGGCAGGGUCCACGAUGUGAACCUCACCGUGAGUCAGGGCCUGCUUGCAGCGGAGGCCUGCUGCGCUUGUGGCGGUGGGGUCCGCGGAGCUUCGUCCUUUGCCUACGCCGCUCUGAACGUGCCCUGCGGCAAAACCAAUGUGGACAUGCUGCCCCUACCGCGCCUGGAUGCUACCUACCUCACGGAGAAGUGCAUGGUGCACCAACUGAACUUGACCAUGGACGGCCGAACCGGCAAGGUAUUCGGUGAGCUGCAGUCGCCAGAGCCCCAGACCAUCGCCUGCCAGAUCACUGCUACAGCCUCGCGGGCACCCGGCUCUGAUGCAAUCAUCCCGGAAGCCUCAGCGAGCCUUCAGAUUCGAGUGGUGCACUUCGCAUACAGCGGCAGCGCCCUGACCUUUACCCACGAAAAUCAAAGCUUCGCUCCAGCGUUUCAUGGAUUCUGGGAUCACUUCGAGCUCCGCUGCACGCCGGACCUGCCCUGGGCACAGAUUGACCGCCUGGGCACCAUCUCGCAGAACGGCCAGCCACCCAUCCCGCGCACUGCCGGCUGUACAGUCAGCGCCAAGGGGUGCUUGGAGGGUGAGUGGGGCAACUGCACCAUGGUGACACGGUCUACGGAGACCGUGCUGGUGGCUGCCAAUGAGCCUUCCGAGCUCUUCCUGGUCUCAGAGGCCUCGCGCAAGUGGGUCAAGGUCAAUGAGGUGAGUCUCGUGGUUGGCCGAUCCACGACGAGCUACCGCCUGUCCUCCGUCUUGAGCUCUCAACAAGAAGCCGAGAUUGACCCGCCUGUGGCAUACCACGUGGAGUGCGGCAACGGCACCCGCUUUGAGGCCCGGCGCGGCGUCUUGACCAAGGACGGGGUGGACGUGUUCCACCUGACCAGCUCGGGGCAGUUUGCAGGUGAGCCGGCGGUUUCGUUGCUGGGACACUGCCGGGCCCUGGAGCCCCGGUGCCAGCUUCGGCUCCGCUGCCGCGCCUACGGCGUCCUCCCCUUCAGCAAGCGGCUCCAAAGGGCCGAUUUCCUGGUCUCGGUCACCGACGACACGUGCUGGACGAGGGGUCGGCCGGAGGACUUUGCUCCGCUGAUUGCGCUCUCCCAUCAAACGUGGAAUGUCAGUGAUGUGAGCAAUGCCAACGCCACGUCGUCGAGCAGUGCAGUCGCCCAGUGCCGUGCCCUGUGCCGCGCGGACAAGACCUGUGCAGCUGCGGGCUUGGACCUUGCAGGCAAUUGCUACAAAGCGGUGCAUACGGUGUCCACUACCUCAAACCUCACUUCCAUUCACGUGAAGGUCACGGACUGUGACCCUUUGAAGCAGUGCUUGAUGGUCGCGGUCCCAGGCGAGGCAUACCUGUCUGGCCAGUUCUGCCCGGUGGAGAACCGUAUGCAGCUGCCAGUCUACAGCAUGGACGGAGUGACCGACGAUUCCACGUUGUAUCUUCACAAGUUUGAUCACCUCUCAGAAGCAGCCCCGGAGCAGUGUGGUAAUCCGUCCCGCGAUGCUUGGGUGAUUCGGCGAAAGUCUGCGAGGGACUUCGUCGGCGACAGCCUGGAGCUACGGGGUCCCAUCCUUUGGUGCUUCUCUGACGACGUGGUGCAGCAGGCUUUCGACGUUGAUGGCUAUGCCGGUGGCAGCUACCCGUCGCCAGACGAAUCAAGCCGGCAGAACGCGAACGCCUCCACGCCGAGAGUUGUCGAGGUGAAACCCUGGGUCUUCGAGUGCAAGUCUCCGUUGCAAGACCGAGAGGAGUUCCGCGCCGCCCAGGGCCUACCAGAGCAGUUUCCGAACCCGGACGAUGCCAAGAGAAUCUUCCGCUUCGACGACUUAACGACCGAAUUGAUGGACGACCACUCCCUGGGCUUCUGCGAGUGCUUCCCUGGCAACUAUGGCGACAGCUGGCCUGUUGUAAGGCAGGCCUUUGAGGCUAUGCCGCCGGGCUCCGACAAUGCUUUCGUUCCCCCACCUCAGCUGCUGGUGCAUGGAGCCGUGACUUGUGAAAUCACCGCCUUGCACAGCUCCCAUCAGGACGUGGGAAAGCAGGAUUGCGAGGUGCUGGCCAAGCAGGCGCAUUUGGAGUUCUUUUGGGUCGGGGAGUACGCAGGCAUCUCGCUCUGCCGCCUCUACCUGACCUGCAACUCCUUGCAGGUAGAGGUCGGUGCCGAGGGCCAGUUGUUCGGGCUGAGCUUUCAGGAGGCUUGUGCCAUCGCUAAUCCGGAAGAGUGCUGGGACGAGAAGCGCAGGCUCUUCUUGACGGGCUUCCAAACCUCGGUUUUGGGAGGGCGUGAGGACUUGCAAAGUGGCGAGGUCCCAUGCCUCUUUGAGGAGCAGCUGAAGCAGUGCCACCGACUGAAGCGAUUGCAGGUUCCUGGCGUCGAGAGCUGUGACACCUGCCGCUUUGCAAAAAGCACCUACCGUUCUGAGCGCCAGCCUUUGAGACCGAGUUUCCCUGCCGGCACCGCCCUGCGGGUCUCCUGCCAUCCCGACCUUUACCACACCUUUCAUCACGAGGUCCAGAUUAGUGGAAUGUCUAUGACCUGUGUGAACGGCUACUGGAUCACGGAAUUCGGAGGAAUGUCGAUGAUGGACCUGAACUGCCAGAUCGGUGUGCAGAUCACGGCAAGAGAGCCGUCGAGCUUCCUGGACUACUCUCGCGCCCAGCGUGGGGAGGAGUGGUUCGAGGCCCACUACGGAAAGACCCUGCGCUCCUGGGAUGGCAAGUGCCUCGCCCCCGAUCAUUGGGCUGGGGAAGCCGCCGAGGCCAUCGACGUCCCCCUUGAGGUGUCCUUCGCGGCCUUGCCCUGGGGCAGGGUGGGCCACGCGCAGCUCGAGCCCGGCUCCACGAUCUCCCUCUGGAACAUGCAGGCCACGCGCUUCCUGAGUGGCAGCGUUGCUGGCUCCGUUUUCGGCUCGCAUUCCCGGCAGCAGCUGGACUGGGCCGGUUUGGAGGACGAGAUCUCCUUCCUGGUGGUCGCAGCUGGCCACGGCAAGGUAGGCCUCUACAACCAGCCCAGUCGGCGCUUCCUGCAGGUCUCCGACCGGCAGCUCAAGCUGUCGGAUUCCGUGAACUGGGAGCAUCUCGCCCAAAUGGACGACAGCGUGGUUUUCAAACCCGUGGGUAGUGAUGCCGGGCAUCUCGGCCUUUGGAACGUAGCGCACCGACGCUUCGUGACCCUCAAUGGUGCCGCAGCUCGCGCAGAGAACUGCUCGGAUUCAGGCGACGCCUGCAGUAGCGGCUUGAGCAAGCAGAUGACCGCGGCACAGACAUUUGUGGCGCAGACGCUUGGCCACGAGUUUACCUUUCACCUUGGUGGAUAUGGCUGCGCAGAAGGUGGUUCAGACAGAAGGUGUGGCUACUAUACCUCCUUUCAUUCCGGGCGCUGCCAGCUGGCAGAAACCUGCGAGCCGGUCCUGGAGCCCCGCGCCAUGACCUUCGCGAAGGCUCGGCAGAGAGUGGCAAGCGGCGGCAACUCGACUUCAAACAGCGAGAUGGCCAACGAAACAGCCAGCCAGGCCACCUCUCUCCUCGACUACAGUGAAGCAGAGGUUGUUGAGGUUGAUGCCACUCUUACUAAUCUGUCGACCUUGCAAGCAGCUGUGAACUUGUCCUGGUAUGGGGCCCUGAUGAACCAGCCCCACAUGAGCAACGACUGGGUUCCUUGGGCAUGGGGACCUGUCGCGAGUGCGAUUUGGGAUAAACACAUGAACCAGCAGCAGUUCCAGCAGUAUGUCAUAGACAACGACUGGGGCACCAUGAUCACCAUGCCCAGAGACUUCACGACGGUUUUCGUGGAGUGCGACGUUCCCGGUCUUGAAUGGUGGGUCAACCAUGGUUGGACGAAGAAAUACAACGGAUACAGUGGAAUCGUCCAUAUCCAGAAGUGCCCGGAGCUCCUCUGCCCGGAGGGGGAGGUCAUCGAGCAGCUGGCGAUGCGCGGCAGAAGGUUGGAGGUGCGUUGCCGCAAGGUGUGCGGCUUCAAGUUCGACGAGUCUACUGACUGCAAAUGGAGCAUGGCCAGUGGAGAUAUGGACAACUGGGCCUGGUGGAAAACUGGACAAUGGGGAUCAAAGUCGCGGGUGCCGGAAGGCUCAUACGGCUGGAUCGGACAGGGCACGUGGUGGUGGGCAGGGAUGCCGGGUAACCCGAAGUUCUUUGUUGGCAUGCGAUUCUCCGCACCGUGGAAUGGCUGGGAGUUUAAGGCUUGCAAUGCCCCGCGCAAGUACAACAUAAAGUAUGUUGCCUACCACGAAAGAUAUCAGUACGACGUGUAUGGUCAACAUAUGUAUUGGGACCACUUUCCGGCGUUCGUGAGUGAUUGGGUUUUGUACCAGUACAUUCCUCGCCCUGAAGAGAACUUGGGCACAUGGGGUUGGCGAGAAGACAAUCUCAACGUGAAGUACUAUUGGCGGCUUCGACGUUCGGUCUUUGCCACAAAAACGCCCGAAUACGUGGAUGGAUGCAGCACCUGCCCAAAAGGAGAGAUUCCGGUCUCCCCCGGAUCACAGGAGUGUGAGCCCUGCGGCACCGGCUUGUACACCAACUUUGAGGGCUCCGCCUCUUGCCUGACCUGCAAUGUGGGCUACGCAUCCCGGCGGCGGCGCGCUACCAGUUGCGAGGGCUGCCCAGCAGGGAAGUACCAAGACAACUUUCUGCGAAUGCAGGACUUCAACUGCAAGUGUCGCGGCUGCAUGCCCUGCCCGAGUGGAUAUUUCUCUUCGGGCACGGCCGCCGCCUGCUCGGCCUGCCCUGCUGGGCGCUUCGCCUCUUCGGAGGGGCAGACGGCCUGCGAGUUGUGCCCCGCUGGCCUCCAGUCCUUCGAGGGCUCCAAGGCCUGUUUCGAGGAUUGCCCCUGCAGUCCGGACCUGUCCUGCAGCUGCCACUUCGGCGACACACUUUCCUACAACAUCACCGUGCCAGUGCAUAAAAAAGGAACGCAAUACGAGGUGCGCAUGACCUUCUUGGGCGAAGUCACCUCCUGUCGAUUUAUGGACCGCCCUGUCGCAGAGCUUGCGCAGCAGAGCCUUUGCAACGAGUCGCUGGAGGAUGCCAACGGUUGGGGCUACCGUGGAUGCCAAGACCACACGGCCAGCGGGCGUGUGUGCUUGCCGUGGCAAGCCAGCCUCGCUCGACUGGAGGCAAAGCGGAGCAAUAUCAACUCGAGCGAGGCUGGUUUAGGAAAUCAUUCCUUUUGCAGAAAUCCGGACAACUCCUCGACGAUCUGGUGUUUCGUGGACGACCUGGACGUGGCGUGGGAGUAUUGCCAGCCUCAGGCUGAGAAAAUCUUCCAAACCACAGUGUUCGUAAUGGGAAACCAAAGCACGGUUCUACGGCUAAGCGGCGAGCGUGAGACUUGCCGCGGGCUCCAGAAGGUGGCUGUGAUCCAUCCCAUGAAAGCACAGUGGGGCGAGUGCCGUUCGGGCAGCCGGGACACGUGGCGCUUCCUACCGGUGCCUGCAGCGCCUGGGCGCGCUUUGCUGGAGUUUGCAGGCAAUGGGCGACCCCUAUGCGUUGAUGCUGGCAAUGGGGCAAUGAUAUCAUGCUAUGAGCACGAUCUUCGGCAGCUGGUUCCCAUGGAUGCCUUGCAUGAGCAUAUCAACCGCUGGACGAUGAAAGAGCACGGAAAUGUAGAGCACGUCUGUGGCAUCGACCAGUACUCCCUCUGCUCCUUGGUUUCUGUAGGCAGCAAGAACGCCUUGGACCUACUCGUGGACAUGGGCCAGGUGCGCGCCUCUUAUAAAUGCCCUGUGCAUUCUAUGAUAGGAUAUGAUACGGUUUGA
Messenger RNA from Symbiodinium necroappetens, 6363 nucleotides. Lineage: Eukaryota; Dinophyceae; Suessiales; Symbiodiniaceae. The record is from the annotation of a GenBank genome assembly.